Molecule: messenger RNA, 2703 nt
Organism: Endocarpon pusillum Z07020
Lineage: Eukaryota; Fungi; Ascomycota; Eurotiomycetes; Verrucariales; Verrucariaceae
Exons: 3
Coding region: 1-2703 (900 amino acids)
Biological process (GO): trehalose biosynthetic process
Cellular component (GO): alpha,alpha-trehalose-phosphate synthase complex (UDP-forming); cytosol
Molecular function (GO): catalytic activity
Source: RefSeq, a predicted model, not a curated record
AUGACGACCCUCAUUGUCUCGUUGUUUCACCCGUACACGGUCAACUUCGAUGUCCCCAAGGAAGAAAUAGACGUGCCAAUACGCCCACUCAGUCGACCUGCUCCCAUCCCCAAUGCCAAAAGCCAGGAAAUCAGUCUCCUCAAUAAAUCCUAUGGGCAGGUCACCCCUCCAUUGACCCCCUCUACCACGGAGCAAGACGAGCUCUUUCUCCGGGAUAUCAGCUGCAGCCGUGAAAGCGUACCUACCUUGAACAGUUUCAAGGCCACGACGCCCUUCGAGUCGCACUCCCCUGGGUGGGGCAUGGGUCUGAACUGGAAUCAACCAACAUCCCGUGCUAAAUCUCCUCCACCUGUAUCUAUCCUUCAACACAGUAGGCACAGAGGGCAAAGUACAAGUCACAUGAGAAAAGCCAUGCAAAAACAAAGAGCGCGAGAGCAGCUGUCAGGAGUGAGCCGUGACCGACAAUUCUCCCAUGCUGGUUGGACUGUUGAAAGAGCAGAUCUGGGAAACGCUGGUCUGUCCAAUGCUGUUAAGGCUGUCUCCAACGAAGGCUUUCUCAAGGAAAAAUUGUGGGUAGGCACGUUGGGUAUGCCAACUGAUGCGCUUGAAGAUCAUGUCAAAUCUGGCAUUGCUGAAAAGUUGGAGGAUGAUUUCGAAACGCUCAACGUCUUUGUGGAUGACAAGGACUUUGACGGUCACUAUUCCCAUUAUUGCAAGACGAUGCUCUGGCCCGUUUUCCACUAUCAGAUCCCUGACGGUCCAAAGAGCAAGGCGUACGAAGAACAUUCUUGGAAGUACUACGUCAAAGUCAACCAAGCCUUUGCCGAUAGCAUUGCCAAGAACUACAAACGUGGUGACACCGUCUGGAUCCAUGAUUAUCACCUGCUCUUGGUGCCGUCUAUGCUUCGCAAGCUCCGGCCCGAGGCCAAGAUUGGUUUCUUUCUGCAUAUCUCCUUCCCUUCGUCUGAGGUUUUUCGAUGUCUGGCCACCCGCAAAGAACUUCUCGAGGGCGUUCUUGGGGCAAAUCUCAUCGGCUUUCAAACGGAUGAAUACUGUCACCAUUUCCUUCAGACUUGCAGUCGACUGCUUGGUGUCGAGGCAUCGAAGCAUGGUGUUCAGCUGGAGAAUCGUUUCGUCAAUGUGGACACUUUCCCCAUCGGCAUUGAUCCGCAAGCCCUGGAAGAGUCUCGGGAGGAUCCGGAAGUGGCCGACUGGAUCAGCAUCAUCACCGAGAAGUACCAAGACAAGAAAAUCAUAGUGGCGCGAGACAAGCUCGAUCAUAUUCGUGGUGUGAGACCCAAACUUCUGGCGUAUGAACUGUUCCUCAAACAGUAUCCGCAAUGGAAAGAGAAGGUGGUCUUCAUUCAAGUGGCGACGUCCAACACCGAACAAGGAGAACUUGACGCCGCUGUCGCCGAUGUGGUCACGCGAAUCAACAGCCAUCCGUCUUCUGUUGCCGAUGUGCUUCUCGUUUUCCUCAAGCAGGAUAUUCCAUACCAUCAAUACCUCGCACUUCUCACGGCUGCGGAUUGUCUCAUGGUCACCAGCCUCCGUGAGGGUAUGAAUCUGACCAGCCAUGAAUAUGUAUAUUGCCAAGAUGGGAAGCAGGGAAGCAGCAAACAUGGUCCUCUGGUCCUCAGCGAGUUCACCGGGAGUGCAUCAAUCUUUGACGGUAACAAGUCGAUAUUAGUCAAUCCUUGGGAUCGUCGAGCAUGCGCGGCUGCUAUCAACCAGGCUUUGGAAAUGAGCGACAGCGAAAAGAAGCGGAGAUGGCACGAACUCCAUAGCGCCGUCAUGCACUAUACGGGCAGUUCAUGGUUCAAAACCUUCAUCAAUCAACUUGACCACGUCUAUGGAGAGCAAUCCAGACAAGAUGGUGCCUCAAUACCCCGUCUGUCAUACGAUGUCCUCAAACAGAAAUAUGACAAUGCGCAACGCCGUUUGUUCAUCCUGGACUACGAAGGUACCCUUGCCUCGUGGGGUUCACCAUCCAGCAUCGUUCAGUCAACGCCUCGAAGAGCAUUGGGGGUUCUUAAUGACUUACUCGAUGAUCCUCGAAACAUCGUCUAUGUCAUGAGUGGCUGUAUGCCGGAGGAAAUGGAGCGUCUGUUCCGACAAGUGCCCGGAUUAGGUCUGAUUGCUGAAAACGGGUGUUAUGUGUUGCAGGCAUUCAGUGGCUCUGACUUCCAAGACUCGACAUGGACCAGUCUGAUCGAUGAAGAGAAGGUCAAUGCCUGGAAGGAGGGCAUGAGAAACAUUCUACAAUACUAUCAAGAACGGAUCGAGGGUAGUCAUAUUGAAGAACGCCACUGUUCCUUCAUCCUUGACUUCAAGAAUGCGGCCGAUGCGCCCGGGGCCAAACAAAAGGUUGACGAAUGUGCUGAUCACAUCAAUGGCCUCUGUCAAGAUCAACACGUUCACGCCUUGAGUCCGGAUGGACAUCUUACCGUGGAGCAUGACCGCAUCAACAAGGCUUCGGCUGCAGCGAUAAUCGUGAACAAUCUGCGACGCAUGCAAGAAGGCAAAGGAACUGUCGCUGGAUUCCCCGACUUCCUUUUUGUUGCCGGCGAUUCAAGAGAAGACGAACAUGUUUUCCGGUGGGCCAACAGAUUGGGUAACAAAAAGGUCGUCAAAGACGUUAUCACUGUCUCUCUUGGUCAUGGGGUGCUUUCGGUCCUUCAGAGACUUGCUGCUGGCAGGUAG